This is a messenger RNA of Fundulus heteroclitus (mummichog), 3878 nucleotides long. RefSeq lists its product as uncharacterized. Gene Ontology annotation, molecular function: interleukin-17 receptor activity. Lineage: Eukaryota; Metazoa; Chordata; Actinopteri; Cyprinodontiformes; Fundulidae. The record is from RefSeq and is a predicted model, not a curated record. Bases 182 to 2542 code for a protein of 786 amino acids. The transcript is spliced from 16 exons.
CCUGGGAAACCAAGCCUCCGUAAACGCGGAGGAGGAGGAAGAACCUCCUCCAGUAAGUCUGCCGCGCUGACGGCUGUUACCAGAAGCCACCUGCGGCAGCAAGCAGCAGGAAGCUCGCCGCUUCAACGAUGGAGCAGCGGCGUGUUUAGCAGACUUUUCUGGGACUUUGAGCCGCUUUAAGAUGCCUCUCUGCGCCGCCUUAGCGCUGCUCGCCGCCCUGUGCUCCCUGCAGGUGGGCUGCUGCUCGGCCUGCCAGGAGGUUAACCAAACAGAUGUUGCUGAGGGACAGUGUCCUAUAACCCUGACCUCCACCCCACUAAUACACAGAGAGAGAGGAUAUGCUGAAAUAAUAACACUCCGGGUCGUUUGGAUGAAGAAGAAAAUGGGCCAGUCACUGCAGGUUGAAAUCCACGGACAACAUAAAGAGGUUUUCUCGCCUAUCACGAAAUGCAAAACAAAGAGUGGGAUUGACCUCAACAUCAGAUGUUGCAAGAAUCUAAAGAAAACUUCCCUGUGGAUGCUUGAAAGUGCCUUCAAAGCUGAAACUAGACAGAAUGUCACUGUGUCGUACAGCUCAAAAUCCACAAACUGCAGUGUUUAUUACCUUGUACCAGAUCCUCGGCCAGACUUCAGCCUGUCUGUGAAUAAGUCGUCCAAAACCAUUUCAGUGUAUGUGGAUUCUGGAGACCCGGUCAAUGUCAGGUGGUGUUAUGAAAGGAAUCCUUGGCACUGCAGCGGGCCACAUCCAAAAACCACUGUGAGCAUUCAAGGUCUGUUUAUCUGCAUUACAUCUAUAUUAUUUAUUCAUUUAUGUCCCCCUUGUCUGCUCUUUUCACUUCAGCGUCGCUCAGCUGUCCUCAGCAUCCCCCAUCUGCUGCCGUGUGUGUGUGUUGAGGUGUAUUACACCUACACAGAUGCCUCAAGACAUAAAAAGUGCCCAUUUGGAAAUGAAACCGUUAUUGACAUCGGAGACAUUCUGCAGACGUCUGAGGUGGAGGUGUUUCAGUCCCACCUGCUGUGGAGCGCUGAGUGUCCUGCCAGCACACGGAACAUCUCUGCUGCCCUCUGCUGGAAGAUGCACGACAACGCCUGCAUACCGCUUCCCAACUCCACCCUGGAGAAGGAAGAUGAGCAAACCCUGAAAUUCAAAAUAUCCACAGUGGAUAAACACCCCCAGACAUGUGUGCAGUUUUCCAUUCAAGACAGCCACAACAUCUCCUGCUUCUUCCAGGCAGAUAAAUCGUCUUGGGAGACACAUAUCACACCCGGCAGACAGAGCAUGUCCGUGCAUAUUACCUCCGCUGUGCCUGCAAAGUUCUCAGCUCAACUCUGUGUCCUCACCGAGUCGGGAUGCGUGCCCAGGGGGCAAAUUCACUCUGGAACAAUGAGGAUAAAUGUUCCCAUUCGAGACAUUACUGAGAGGCCAUGUGUGCAGGUUUGGCAGUCGGCUCCAGCUCUUACUGGGAGAAGGAUCGUGUGCCCGGACUACACACAUAACAGGUGGGGCGUGUGUGCAGUUGGAGCUUUGAUAUUCUUAGUCAUUUGCACAGCACUUGGAUUUUUUAUCCACCGUGCCACAAAGAGCGGAAUGGCAGGGUGGCUGACCAUCCAGCGGCCGCUGCUGCUGGUCUGCUCGUCGGAUCAGUCGACCCACGUUUCCGCUGCGUGCGCCUUGGCCUCCAUGCUGCAGGAGGAACUGGACGCAUCGGUGCACACCGCUCUUUGGGCCCAAAGCUCUCAAAGCCCGGCCGGGAAAGGGGCGAGCGUGGCGGAUCUGGGCCCGCUCCCUUGGCUGUACGGGCAGUGGGAAGCUAUCCACGAGGCGCAGGGGAAAAUACUUUUUGUCUGGAGUCCCGAAGCCAAACGGGUUUAUAAGAAAUGGAGACUUGAAAGGGUGCAAGUAGAUGACAGUUGGAGAUCUGACAAAACGAGAGCCUCGGCGCAGGACUAUUUAAAACCCACUGGAUGGAGGCUGGGGAAAAAUAAAAAAGAGAAAUGCCUGGGAAAAAAAGCCGUCGAAGCUUUCGAGGAUGAAGACACGCAAAAGGAGCCAUCUACGGUACUAGAGACUGUGUUUGUGGCCGCUCUGGCCCGCUUAGAAGGGGCUCUGCAGGAGGGCAAAGGCAAAGACGUCGCCAUUGUCUACUUCCAGGGCCUCUGCCACAGCAGGGACAUCCCGCAGGCCUUCAGAGGGAUCCCUCGCUACUGCUUGCCGCAGGAAUUCAGCGGACUCAUCCAGGAGCUGGCCGAGGUGAGAAAAGGGACAAAAAGCGGCGAGUUCAGAUGGCACUGCCGGCCCAGACUCCUGUGCAAGGUUCUGUCCGUGUGGCUGGCUCGCCAGCUGGCCCGGAGGCUGCAAGCGGUUCUGCCACAGAGUGUCUCAUCAUCUUCAACGACGGCAUCAGGCCAGGCAGGCGGCCGGGGCAAGCCGCGCCCGGCCGGCACGCCCGGCAACAGCAGCAGCAGCGAGGAGCGGGAGCUCCUGCACGGGUCGUUGAUCUCACAUUUCACAGACCAGACGUUUGUCCCUGGCGAAACCUGACGCUCAAGACUCUGAGGGGUGGCGUGUCACCGCGGGGCCUUUCGGGGGCCGCUUGCUGGAACGAUUCAUCGCUUGGCCUCACUUGUUUUGCAUAUUAAGGAGAAGCAGACACUGCCCCGUUGCCUGGAUUUCAGCGCUCCAAACAGAAGGUGCUUUAUACUAACCUGUCGUGACAGGGGGGGUUGCAGCGAACACCUGCCUUAUCGCCGCAGAAAUGCUAACCACUAUGAAAAUGGGCUUGCAAAUUAUUUCCUCGCUUUCUUCGUGAGCUCGCUCGGGUGUUUUCGCACGCGGUGCAAAAACUGUAAGGGCGCUGUUCGCAGCGCGGCGCGCGUUUUGCAUUUGCUUCUCUAAACACGCGCCCGCAGAGCCGCAGCAGUCUCAGGAUUUCCUUUGUUGGAUGGCAGCGUGUUGAAAGAUGAAGACGACUGAUGCGCUCGAGAGUUAAUGACGGGCGUGUUGAAUGUUUUGCUGUCGUGACCCUGUUAGGUCAAAAAUGUUUUGCUCUUAGCACUUCUGAUUAUGGGUGCACACAUACUACCUCCUACAGUUAAAUUGACGGCUGUGCAUCGUGUUUACUACACUUUAUUUUGGUAAUUUAUGGUCUGGAAUCAUUUGAAAAGAUAAAGUAAAAUCCAGUAUUAGUCGCCUACUCUGCCCCUAAAGGAACAUUGAAGGGAUAAAAAUACAAAAAAAAUAAACUUUCUCGUGUGCACCAGCUACUUUCUGGUGCUGAAAUUAUCCGGUGCACAUGAGAAAGUAAUUAUUUUAUUUUUAUUUCCCUAAAUUGUCCCUUUAGGGGCUCCGUAGUUACCUAUUUCAACGGGAGCUGUUACCUCAAAAAUCUCAGAGCAUUAGAGCAAAGAAAGCACGACUGAGGUACUUCCUCUUGUCGACUCCACUUUUACCUCAGAGACCCAUUAAAGGUCAACGGUAAACUUUAUGCAAAGCAACUUUAAACUGCAAACUUACACCUCAGCAGGAUAUCCACACAGAUGUGAUUGUCACUUUAGGAAAUAUUUGUGCAGCUCUUUAAAGUUUGCUCUUGCUGCCUCAGUAAACGGUGUUUGGCGUUAGCCCAGCACGGUUGGUGUUAUAAAACUGUGAAUGCAGAAUAAUAAAGUGCUUCUGAUGGAAAAGAAAGUGUCCCUAAUGAGAAGUUCAUUGCACGUGCCCUGUGGUGAAAUGGCAUGUAAAUGGGAUAACAUUUUGUACUACGGAGCCUUGCAAAUGUAUACACACACGUGGAACAUUUUGUCACGUUGUUGCAAUGCAAAUUUGAACUAUUUUGUUAGCGUUUUAGGUAAUAAACCAAGCCUGUAGUGCAUGUGUGUAA